AUUGAGUGCAAACGACCAGUUUUAGUUUAAACUUUGUGCGUACAACAAGUGAAUAAGUUAAAUUAGAGGCUGAAUUAAAUCGUAUGAAACGAAACGGAACAAAAUCGAAUCGAAUUAUUAAAUAAUAAAAAUAAAACUCAAACGUAGUAUUUUUUUUCAAAAAUGCGUUGGCGCUUAAACGAAGAGAAUAGAAUAUUUGUAUGGAAAUUAAUUGGUUUGCAGUUGUUGAUUCAUGCUCUACAGUUUGUUUACACUUCACCGGCAGGCGUGCAAGUUCACAUUCACGAAAAUCGCAUAUCAUCGCACAAUGACUCAAAGUAUGUGGCUCAGAUUAUGCGCUUAGCUAAAUCGGCGGAAAUGCGCAACUACAUGAAUCCGGAGGUAAAUGCCUGUGAUAAUUUCUAUGAGUAUGCAUGUGGCAAUUGGCCAAAAUUACAUCCAGCUGAGGGCAGCAGCAAGCGGAAAACUUCUAUUUUUACUUUAUUAGAUAAUUCCUAUAAACAAAAGCAAUUAAGACUACUGAAAGAGGAAAUGUUAAAUGAAUUCGAGGAUGAUGCUUUAGAGGAGGAAGAAUUGUUAAAUGAUCCAAAAUUGGGAGCAGUUAAAAAAGUUAAAGAUUUCUUUAAAUCUUGCCGCAAUAUGGGUUUGAAAAAACGUUCUUAUGUGGUAAAAGAAUUGAGAGACAUCAUAGAAGAAUUUGGAAAAAUGCCAGCCCUUUUGGCCGCAAAUGAAGAGUGGUCGGAAGAAGAAGAAACAUUUGAUUGGCUUAAAACUAUUGGUUUAAUACAAAGUAGAUAUGGUUUUGAUAUUAUAUUACAAUUGGGUGUACGUGCUGAUUUUGAUAAUAAAACAGUUAAUACCCUGUUUGUGGGUCAGCCCAGUCUUAAGCUUAAAAGCAAAAGCAUGUAUUUGGGUGUGGCUACCGGCAAUCACCGCCAAGAUUAUCAACGCCAUAUACAGGAAAAUCUAGAAGAUUUCUUAGGCCUAGAAGAAGAAAAAGCCAAAACAGUAGCCCGUGAUAUAUUAAAUUUUGAAAUAGAAUUGGCUAAGGGUCUGCUAGACUUCAAAUCAGACAAAACAUUAAAAUCCAAAUCCAUAAAGAGGAAACCUAAAGAUUUUGUUGAAGUCUAUGGCGAUGACAUGGAUUUAGCUAAGUUUGUUAAUACUGCUUUGGGUUUCGAAUGGAAUACUAGUUAUUAUGAAUAUACUCCCGAAUAUCAGGAAAACUUAAAGGAAGUUAUUAAUGCCACCAGUAAACAACAAUUGGCUAAUUAUAUCUUCUACCAUCUAGUGGAGCCUUUCUUUAUAGGUUAUGAUGUAUCCCUGAGCAGAAUGGAUGAUAUGUGUCUGGAAAAUACCAAAAAAUUCUUUAGUCACAUUUUGGACAAUAUGAUCUAUAGAACUUAUAAUACCCAAGCUAUGCAAAAUGAUAUUAUAGUUAUCUGGCAGGAAAUUAAAAAUACUUUUAAGGCUCAGAUGGAAUCGUCAAAAAUGGAAUGGCUCACGCCCAUGACGCGUAAAUUGGCUUUGGAGAAAUUGGAACGCAUACAGUUGCAUAUAAAUUCCUAUGAUAAUCGCAAUUUUACCGAGGAAUAUAAGGAUUUAACAAUCAAUAGCUUUGAUUAUAUAGACAAUCUAAAGAAAAUCAAUCACAGAAGAGUGGUGAAAUUUUUAGAAAUUCUUCUUAGUCCCGGAAAGUUGGAACUACCCUCUCAUAUGUUGUCCUAUACACCGGCAUUUAUAAAUUCAGAAAAUAUUAUAAUGAUACCAAUAUCUCUAUUGCAGCCGAAUUACUUAUGGUCCGAUUACUAUCCGGAAGCUUUGAAAUUUGGCACCUUAGGUUUUCUUUUAGCUCAUGAACUCAUACACGGUUUCGAUGAUUUUGGCAAACAAUACGAUUCGAACGGAAACGAAUUGGAUACCUGGUGGGAUGAACAAUCCACCAAAGCUUUUAUGCACAAGAAAGCUUGUUUUAAAGCACAAUAUUCACGAUAUCGUUAUAACGGCAAAUAUUUACCACCCUCCGAUUUACAGGCUGAAAAUAUUGCCGACAAUGGUGCUGUACAAUUGGCCUUUAAAUCCUACAUACAUUGGCUAAAUAUGCAGUCUUUGGAAAAUCUAGAAGAACUAUUGCCUCAUAUUAAGCUUAACAAUAGAAAGCUAUUUUUCCUUGGAUAUGCUCAAUUCUUUUGUAUGGAUAUGGAUAGUAUGUUAAAGGAUAAGGUUUCGUUAUUAGAUGUUCAUGCUCCUGCCAUGUACAGAGUUAUAGGUCCAUUGGCAAAUUUUCCUGAAUUUGCGAAAAUCUUUAAAUGUCCAGAGGGCUCAACAUUAAAUCCAAAGAAAAAAUGUGAAAUUUAUUAAUUUUAUAAUAGAUUUUUAUAUAGUUGUAUAUAAGCAUAAAGGGUGAUAAUUGUUGUUUUUUUUUUAAAAUGCCAUUUUAUCAUUUGAGCCAGUUCACUAAUUUACAUAAAAUUUAAAAUUUAUUAUUUCUGAAAUUUAUCAUGAAAGCAUUUUUAUAAAUAAAAAUCAUCUUUUAUGUGUAAUUAAUGGGCUAUUAUUUUUGUUUAAUAGAAUAUAAAAAAACUCCUUUUUAAUAAUUUUUAAUUCAGCUGCAAAAUUCUUUAAUUUUAAUUAAUUAUAAGAAAAUGUUCCCUACCGUUGUGUAA
Molecule: messenger RNA, 2666 nt
Organism: Lucilia cuprina (Australian sheep blowfly)
Lineage: Eukaryota; Metazoa; Arthropoda; Insecta; Diptera; Calliphoridae
Product: neprilysin-1-like
Exons: 1
Coding region: 163-2361 (732 amino acids)
Biological process (GO): protein processing
Cellular component (GO): plasma membrane
Molecular function (GO): metalloendopeptidase activity
Source: RefSeq, a predicted model, not a curated record